UUGUUUUAAGAACAGUGCAAUACUAGCACCAACGUUAGAGGUGGUCAAUGAGGUCAACCAGUAUAUGUCUAACUUAACUGAGGGGGAAGGAAAGACAUAUUUGAGUUCUGACACAACGUGUAAAGGCGUUGGUUCCAGUUCAGUUCUUGCCGAUGUGCAUACACCAGAAUUCCUAAAUACCAUAAGAGCAUCCGGCCUUCCAAAUCAUUCUCUGACUUUGAAAGUGGGGUCUCCUGUAAUGUUAAUGAGGAACAUUGAUCAUAGUCUUGGUUUAUGCAAUGGAACUAGGUUGGUGGUAACAAGAUUAGGUAAUCAUGUUGUUGAAGGAAGCAUAUUAGCAGGUCCUAAUGCUGGGACUAAGGUAUUAAUUGCUAGAAUGACUAUUACCCCAUCGGACCCGAGAUUACCUUUCAAGUUCAACAGAAGACAAUUUCCACUUAUGUUGUCAUAUGCAAUGACUAUUAACAAGAGUCAAGGGCAGACGCUUUCCAAUGUUGGCUUGAUACUGAAGAAACCAGUUUUUGUGCAUGGCCAAUUAUAUGUUGCCGCAUCAAGAGUUAGUCAACCAGACGGACUAAAGAUUUUAGUAUGUGAUGAAUCAAAACAAGAUUGUAAUUCUACUACUAAUGUAGUUUACAAAGAGGUCUUUAAUAAUUUAUAA
Ipomoea triloba (trilobed morning glory) is the source of this 661-nucleotide messenger RNA. RefSeq names its product ATP-dependent DNA helicase PIF1-like. The transcript has a single exon. Lineage: Eukaryota; Viridiplantae; Streptophyta; Magnoliopsida; Solanales; Convolvulaceae. The record is from RefSeq and is a predicted model, not a curated record. The coding region runs from base 65 to 661 and encodes 198 amino acids.